This is a messenger RNA of Pygocentrus nattereri (red-bellied piranha), 971 nucleotides long. It is a transcript of the gene dhrs11b.2, whose product is annotated as dehydrogenase/reductase SDR family member 11-like. Gene Ontology annotation, molecular function: oxidoreductase activity. The transcript has 7 exons. NCBI's taxonomy places the organism in Eukaryota, Metazoa, Chordata, Actinopteri, Characiformes, Serrasalmidae. Bases 93 to 860 code for a protein of 255 amino acids. The record is from RefSeq and is a predicted model, not a curated record.
UCAAUGGUCGGAGACGCGGUCACGGACUCAAAGGUACCCCCAGUGUUUGUUUGACCGGCCGCUCCGCUCUCGGGCUGAGGACGCCGUCAGACAUGGAGCGCUGGAAGGGCAGAGUGGCUCUGGUCACGGGGGCCUCGGUGGGAAUCGGAGCUGCGGUAGCGAAGGCGCUGGUUCAGCACGGCAUGAAGGUGGUGGGUUGCGCCAGGAGCGUGGACAAAAUAGAGAAACUGGCAGCAGAAUGUGCCAGCUCCGGCUUCAGUGGCAGUCUGAUUCCAUACAAAUGUGACCUGACCGUGGAGGAGGAGAUUUUAUCAAUGUUCUCUUCAAUCAAAUCAUUACAUCAGGGCGUCGAUGUGUGCAUCAACAAUGCUGGUUUAGCUCAUCCGGAGCCUUUGUUAAAUGGCAAAACCAGUGCCUGGAGAAACAUGUUUGAUGUCAACGUUCUUGCACUGUCAGUCUGCACUCGUGAAGCCCAUCAGUCCAUGAAAGAAAGAAAUGUCGAUGAUGGCCAUAUCAUCCACCUAAACAGCAUAGCUGGACACAAGGUGGUGCACAAUGCCGACGCGCACUUCUACGUUGCAACCAAAUACGCUGUGACCGCUCUCACAGAAGGCUUGCGGCAAGAACUGUGGGAUGCCAAGUCUCAUAUACGCACUACAUGUAUAUCCCCUGGAGUAGUGGAGACUGAAUUUGGUUACAGAUUCUGUAGGGGCAACCCAGAAAAGGCUGCAGAGAUGUAUGGAGAGUCGAAGUGUCUUCAAGCUGAGGAUGUUGCCAGUGCUGUCAUAUAUGUCCUGAGUGCCCCUCCACACGUUCAGAUUGGAGAUAUACAGAUGAGGCCAGUGGAACAACAGGUUUGAACUAACCUGAGUGAAUUCAGCAUGAAGCUCUUUUUUAAAAAUCAGUAUAACUUUAAAUUUCUAUACUAAAAUUUUGUAUCAGUGAGUGAAACAGAUUAAAAACACAAAAAU